Messenger RNA from Rhodofomes roseus, 816 nucleotides. RefSeq lists its product as uncharacterized. The coding region runs from base 120 to 581 and encodes 153 amino acids. The transcript is spliced from 4 exons. The record is from RefSeq and is a predicted model, not a curated record. NCBI's taxonomy places the organism in Eukaryota, Fungi, Basidiomycota, Agaricomycetes, Polyporales, Fomitopsidaceae.
GAAUGCGAGAUGUGGGUAGUCGCUCCUCUAUAGUGACGGUAGCGACUGAAAGAUGCAACGGGUCAGAUUAGCAAGCUUAUCGAAAGGACAGCACCAAGACAGCCUUCAAAACGCGAGGCAUGUCUUGGGACGAGGAGAAUAUGAUGCGCGCCGCACGUGAUGGGCGCGUUCGCCGACGAGGCGGUCGCCCAGCCGCGUCCUUCGGCGUCCUCCUCCUCGCCGUUCCUCUCAGCGCCGCAUCGGUGCUCACUGACUGCUACGCCUCGUCACUGUCGUCAAGCUCAAGCGACUUCGUUCGGUACAGGAACCCUAACCUCUCCGUCCCGCUCCUCCCGAUCGCCGAUGGCCUGGGCUUGUGUGUGACUCCCGUCGGACUCAAAUCCUCUGGUACUUUCAUUGGAUUCCCCGAAUGGAUGCACUGCCGGGUUUCCCUCUCCUGGGCCCGCAUCGCACAGCUGGAAGGAGAGCAGAUGCGUGCUUCGUCAGAGCGUGGAAGGGCUAGCACAGGUCGGGAGAUGGACCUUCCCUCUCUGAAGACCGCAUUCCUCCACGAUGUCACAGGGGACCACGGUACGCGGUAGGAGAGUGAUUCGUUGACCCAGGUCGACGUCUGCCUCUUCGUUCUCUCCCACCGCACGACGCGCUCUGCGCGUGCAGUACGCGCCCCUCCGCUCCUUUGUGACGAUCCGCCUAUGGCCGCAGCCCGCCCCACCGGCAGAGGUCCGCCGUCCGACUUUUCAGUCAAGGCACCCUCCUCCGAGACACCGUAUCUCUCACUGCAAACGGAGGCUAGACAAUCCAGUCACUGUCUCGGAU